AUGGAAGACCGGUAUGCCCACAUUCGGAAGCCAACCCUGGAGGACCUUUACCUCCCGCUCCAGAUCCUCGUGUGCAAUACGAUGGAAGAGGCACUCGCGAAAACGCCGCGCGAGCUCGCCCAGCUGCCGUUGGUAAGAGUUGUCAAGCAGGAUGCUUCUGGCGAGGAAGUGAAGCCAGAAGACAUCGACACACCAGACGUCGAGGGAAGCCACACACCUGCGACGGAGACACUGAGCAAAGCGCGGGAUUUCGAGCUGGAUUUCAAGAGUCACGUCCUGUUCGAUUACGGUACUUAUGCGGUUGAGAAAAAGGUCACGGAAUGGCUGCAGACCUACGUCGUUCCACCACAACACAGCGAUUGGGAACUGAGGGACCUGCUCUGCACUUCGCCGCGCGGACGCUUGACUCUGUGCGCGGUUCUGUUGCCCAGUAGGACGAAGAUAGCUAGCGCAGCGUCCUCGCGGGACUCAGAUUCAGCACCAGACUGUGAAGAUGCUGCAGCGGGCAGUACCAUGUCAGAACGCAAACCGCGCAAGGAAUCGCCAUCGUCAUCUUCCUCCGUUUGCGAUGGGGACAAAAAACCAAGCAAGUUGCAGACAAAUUCCAUCGAGCUCGCCAGUUCGGAAAUAGCCGCUGCGUCGACCGCCCCAGAAGAUGUCGCAAAAGGGGCGACCAGAAUUCCUGACGAGCAAAGGAACGCAGCCGCAACGUCCUCACGAAAGAGACCCCGGACUGCGGAAAGCUCGGCGCAAAAAUCAUCUUCGUCGGUGCCAGCCGGCUCGCAGCCUGAGAAUUCAGAGGAAAGCGAAGAGAUGCGGUAUUUGAAUGUAGUCGACAUGGCGGGCCAUCAGUUUUUUUUGAAGGCGACGAGCGACGAAGAAGAUCACGCCCUGCCACUACUAGUGCCAACCCACUUGAAGCUUCGCACGGUGAAAGAGCAGCUAGGACAGCACAUAUACAGAAGCACAAAGUUUCUGUUCCACCGCUUGCAAACGAGUUCUACGUCCUGCGACGAAGACGAGCAGGACGGAGACGCAGCAGGGGAGACGUUUUCGGAUUUUGACGAAGUGAACUUUUUCAGCGACGCCGAAGCCAAAUCUUCUUUGAAACGCCGCUCGUCUUCGCCUGGCGAGUCGAAGAAGAUGAAGAAAACCCGCCCGAGCCAAGAUAAAGGCACGCAGUCCCUCGCCAAGCCGGGCGCUCUUGCUUCCCAUGGAAAUAAGAGGGCGCGGGUCUUUACUGCAGAAGGUGCGGCGUCAGCUGCAUCAAGCAAAGAGAAUGAGAGAUCGGCCGAUGAAGGAACUCGGUCUUCGGCAAGCAAAAGAGACAACGCUGCUGCUUGUGCCCCCGGUGCGCCACCAGAUCCAGACGAAGCGCUGAUCGAGGAGCUGGUUUGUUCUAGUGAUACCGAGAUCGCACUGCUUUUCCCUCGUGAGGAGACGGAACAAGAGCAGGAUGGCGCUGGAGAUUAG
Molecule: messenger RNA, 1473 nt
Organism: Amoebophrya sp. A120
Lineage: Eukaryota; Dinophyceae; Syndiniales; Amoebophryaceae
Source: the annotation of a GenBank genome assembly